Budorcas taxicolor (takin) is the source of this 500-nucleotide messenger RNA. Its product is annotated as 60S ribosomal protein L21-like. The coding region runs from base 27 to 500 and encodes 157 amino acids. Gene Ontology annotation, biological process: translation. The record is from RefSeq and is a predicted model, not a curated record. Gene Ontology annotation, molecular function: structural constituent of ribosome. Gene Ontology annotation, cellular component: ribosome; cytosolic large ribosomal subunit. The transcript has a single exon. Lineage: Eukaryota; Metazoa; Chordata; Mammalia; Artiodactyla; Bovidae.
CCGCCAUCUUCCAGUGAUUCGCCAAGAUGACCAACACAAAGGGAAAGAGGCGGGGCACCCGCUACAUGUUCUCCAGGCCUUUCAGAAAACAUGGAGUUGUUCCUUUGGCCACAUACAUGCGAAUCUACGAUAUUGUAGAUAUCAAGGGAAUGGGUACUGUUCAAAAAGGAAUGCCCCACGAAUGUUACCAUGGCAAAACUGGGAGAGUCUACAAUGUUACCCAGCAUGCUGUUGGCAUCAUUGUAAACAAACAAGUUAAGAGCAAGAUUCUUGCCAAGAGAAUUAAUGUGCGUAUUGAGCAUAUUAAGCACUCUAAGAGCCGAGAUAGCUUCCUGAAACGUGUGAAGGAAAAUGAUCAGAAAAAGAAGGAAGCCAAAGAGAAAGGGACUUGGGUUCAGCUGAAGCGCCAGCCUGCUCCACCCAGAGAAGCACACUUUGUGAGGACCAAUGGAAAGGAACCCGAACUGUUGGAGCCCAUCCCCUAUGAAUCCAUGGCCUGA